Molecule: messenger RNA, 987 nt
Organism: Saprolegnia diclina VS20
Lineage: Eukaryota; Oomycota; Saprolegniomycetes; Saprolegniales; Saprolegniaceae
Exons: 6
Coding region: 40-918 (292 amino acids)
Biological process (GO): iron import into the mitochondrion
Cellular component (GO): mitochondrial membrane
Molecular function (GO): ferrous iron transmembrane transporter activity
Source: RefSeq, a predicted model, not a curated record
CGAGAUGGCCGCGCCGACACAUAUCAUUGCGCAACGAAAAUGACGGACUCAACGUCGACCUCUCCUCUCGUCCAAAUGACGCAGCAAACCAAGGACGAGCUGGCGCGCUUCGCCACGGCAACCGCUGUCUCGUGCACCUUGGCGACGGCCCUCUUCCCGCUCGACAUGCUCAAGACCCACCAGCAGAGCCACCGUGUCGCUGCGCCCAAGACAUUUCUGCGCUUGGUUACGACGCCAGGCCUCUUGCGCGGGCUGAGCCCGGCCCUCACAGGACUGGUCUCGAGCGCCGCGAUCGCAGUCGGGUCCGAGCACCUCCAAAAGCAAACGGCGACGCCCGAGAACGGCGCCGUUCCUAGCGUGGAAAACAUGCAAUUUACGACUGCUGUCAUGGUCUUGGGCUGCCUCGCGAACGAAGUGGUGAUGGCGCCGACCGAGGUCGUCAAGCAGCGCCUGCAGCUCGGACACUACACCGGCCCCGUCGACUGCGCGCGCUCGGUAUUUCGGCACGAAGGACUCCGAGGCUUCUUUCGCAGCCUCCCGACGGGGCUGGCCUUGACGUCCUCCUACACCGUGAUCGGCGGGGCCACGGCGCUGGCGGUUGCCGACUACAUGCCCAGCUUUCUGGAGGAAGAGGACAAGGUGUUUGCGAUCGUGGCCUGCACCAGCAUCGCCGCGAGUGCGCUCACGACCCCGCUCGACGUCAUUCGCACGCGGCUCCAGACGCAAACGCUCUCAACGGUGCCGAUGGCGAAGCAGCCUCUCGCUCUUCAGUACAAAGGGUUCUGGGACGCUGCGCGCCAGAUUCAUGCACGAGAAGGCGCGCGCGGCUUCCUCCGCGGGAUUCUCCCCCGGGUCGGCUCGAAUGCGCCCUUUAUGGUGCUUACGGUCGCCAUCCACAUGGCUCUUGAGGCAAAGUAAAGCUAUUUCUAGUCGAAAACAUACUAGUCUACUGGGGUGCGCACCACUGCAUCAAUCUGUUGACCACGU